This is a messenger RNA of Blastomyces gilchristii SLH14081, 1052 nucleotides long. RefSeq lists its product as hypothetical. The record is from RefSeq and is a predicted model, not a curated record. The transcript is spliced from 2 exons. NCBI's taxonomy places the organism in Eukaryota, Fungi, Ascomycota, Eurotiomycetes, Onygenales, Ajellomycetaceae. The coding region runs from base 126 to 386 and encodes 86 amino acids.
CGUGUGGUAAGCCUCCAAUUUGGCAGGAACUAUCUUAGAUAUUGCCAAAGCACGCAUUCAAAACGGCACAUUAAUUUCUGUCAUCCUGGUACAGAAGAGGGGGUCAAGUGAUACGACAAAAAAAUAUGUCCACUUCUCGAAGGAUCUCAGAAGGCAGCGACGGAAGUUCCACCGAUAGCUCAACCGACCCAGCUUCUCAUGACUCGUCGACGCACGUAUAUCAUGAUACAAAACACCAACAGAAGUUCUCCGGGUUGGCGGACCAGAAGCAUGCCGCCGAGCAGCGAGAGGAAGAGAGACGAGAUGAAUCGCCGCCGGAAGAUCGUAGUUUCGUGUAUAGAAAACCAGGCGCGGGGAACUUGUUAACAGAGUUUCUGGAAAAGUAAGCGCGAUAUCUAUACUGGAUAUUUUUGAUUUUUGCUCUCUGCCAUUUCUGCGAAAGCGUGCCUUGAUAUAUUUAAUGAGUAUGAAAUGCUCGUUUGCUGAACUUUUUGCUCGCAAAUGAGAUUCAAGUGAUUCGCCUGAGUGCCGUUGGUACUUAUUCCGGAAAAACCAGGCAUCGCUUAUAGCGAAUGAUUUUUCAUUCCCACACCUAUCGAGAUUCGAUAUUUAACCGGGCUAUCACGGAAUACUGUCACUGCGACAGUGCUUGUUUGGUCUUUUAUACCACUAGUUAGAAGUCGGCAAAUGUGGGAUUUCAAUAUUUUGUGUAACCUUAGUCUUUAUUUGAUUGGGUCUUAUGAGAGGAAUUUCUGGGUUGCAGAGUAUAGAAACUUGAAGCAGUAUUCAAGUGUACACGCUCAGGUGAGAAAAUCGAAGAGUUGUUGCUCAAAUUGUUCAGUCUUAGUUGUAGCAUUUAGUUAUUAGAUGCCUCUCGCAGGAGCCAGAGGACACAAGGAUAGUUUGGCGCGGAGAGGAGCUUCCGAGGCCCCAAGAAUCCCUGAAGGCUCAUGUCAUGAAACAUUCUAUCAAUUCGGCGCUUGAACAGUAAAGAAUGUGAUGCCACAUAGAGGUAGCAGCUGCGCCCACAAUUGAAGCCGUGCAAUUUUGCC